AUGGCUCCAUCGAUUAAAAACGAUGAUCACAUAUCAAACACAGUUAAUAAUAUGGGCUCGUACCGCACAUUAAGGGGUCGAGUGAAUGGUUUAAGAUAUUCUCCGAAUGCACAACUGAUGCCAUGCUCGGAGUUAGCUGGAUUCAGGUUAGCAGCAUUGAUCCAGACGUUUGAUUUGCGGUACGAUUUAAUAUCCGCAUUAGUCGAGCGUUGGCACCUGGAGACCCACACUUUCCAUUUGCCGUGUGGGGAGUGCACUGUCACUCUGGAGGAUGUUGCAUUGCAACUUGGGCUCCCAAUCGAUGGGAGUGCCGUAACAGGCAUAAGUGUGAUAGCUGAGUCGGCUGCCCUUUAUUAUAGCCUACUAGGAGCCUCGUCUGUCGAUGAUGAGUCCAAUUUUACGGGUUUGAAAUUUACAUGGCUGCAAGCCAAUUUUGAACAUUUAUCAGUUAAUGCCACUGAGGAUGAGUUGAUGUGCGCAGCUCGAGCGUACAUUAUGCAUAUUAUAGGGGGUGUACUGAUGCCCGAUGCGAAUAAAAACAGGGUUCAUUUGAUAUAUUUACCCCUAUUAGCUAAUUUGCAGAAUGUUCACUCGUAUAAUUAUGGUUUCGCAGUUCUGGCUAUAUUGUAUCGUGAGUUUUUUCGGACGACAAAGCCUGAUGCCAUAGACAUAGGUAGAUGCCUUGUAUUGCUGCAGUCAUGGGCUCUUUACCAGAUGCCAUUCUUGGCAUCAGUUAGGCACCAACCAUAUGUAUUUCCACUAGUGAAUAGGUGA
This is a messenger RNA of Gossypium arboreum, 774 nucleotides long. Its product is annotated as protein MAIN-LIKE 1-like. Gene Ontology annotation, biological process: meristem maintenance; meristem development. The record is from RefSeq and is a predicted model, not a curated record. Bases 1 to 774 code for a protein of 257 amino acids. Lineage: Eukaryota; Viridiplantae; Streptophyta; Magnoliopsida; Malvales; Malvaceae. The transcript is spliced from 2 exons.